This is a messenger RNA of Rangifer tarandus platyrhynchus (Svalbard reindeer), 1056 nucleotides long. The record is from the annotation of a GenBank genome assembly. Lineage: Eukaryota; Metazoa; Chordata; Mammalia; Artiodactyla; Cervidae.
AUGAUGGAGGCAGAAGAACAGCCAUGGAAGACAACCUUUUACUCAAAAUUACCUAAAGUGGAACUUCAUGCCCACUUGAAUGGAUCCAUUAGUUCCAAUACCAUAAAGAAGUUAAUAGCCAAGAAACCAGAUCUUAAAAUCCACGAUCAGAUGACUAUGAUUGACAAGGGAAAGAGAAGAACUUUAGAAGAAUGCCUCCAGAUAUUUCAAAUUAUUCAUCUACUUACUACUAGCCCUGAAGAUGUUUUAAUGGUGACAAAAGAUGUCAUUAAAGAAUUUGCAGAUGAUGGUGUCAAGUAUCUGGAACUAAGGAGCACACCCAGAGAAGAAAAUGCUACAGGAAUGACUAAAAAGACUUAUGUGGAAUCUAUACUUGAAGGUAUAAAACAGUCCAAAGAAGAAAAUGUAGACAUUGAUGUUAGGUAUUUGAUAUCAAUUGACAGAAGAGGUGGCCCUUCAGUAGCCAAGGAGGCCGUUAAACUUGCUGAAGAGUUCUUCCUUUCUACAGAGGAUACAGUUCUUGGCCUUGACCUCAGUGGAGACCCUGCAGCAGGACAAGCAAAAGACUUCUUGGAACCUCUUUUAGAAGCUAAAAAAUCUGGUCUGAAGUUGGCACUGCAUAUUUCAGAGAUUCCAAACCAAAAAACAGAAACACAAGUACUCCUGAACCUGUUUCCUGACCGAAUCGGGCAUGGGACAUUUCUCAACUCCUCCGAGGAAGGAUCCCCAGAUCUGGUGGACUUUGUGAGGCAACACCAGAUACCGCUCGAACUCUGUUUGACCUCAAACGUCAAAAGUCAGACAGUUCCAUCUUACGACCAACAUCACUUUGGAUUCUGGUACAGCAUUGCCCAUCCUGCCGUGAUCUGUACUGAUGAUAAGGGUGUUUUUGCUACACACCUUUCUCAAGAGUACCAGCUGGCGGCUGAAACAUUUCAUCUGACCCAGUCUCAGGUGUGGGAUCUGUCUUACGAAUCCAUCAGCUACAUCUUUGCUUCUGACAGCACCAAGGCUGACCUGAAGAAGAAGUGGAGUCAUCUGAAGCCCCAUUUUUAA